UAAAAAAAAAAAAGAAGAAGAACAGAGCAUAACUCACAGAACCCCGAACCCAAACAACCCAAUCCAUCAUCAUCUUCUUCUUCUGAAUCAAACCUGUUAGCAUUAUGGCACUCAAUUGUUAACCAGAUCUGAAAAUACCAUUUAUUUUAGUGGAAUUUUACGUUCGAUCUGUAAAUUCAAUCCACCGUCUUUGUCUUUGGUAACUUCGAAAUAAUCCUUGUUUAAUUUAGCCAUGGCUGCGCCAUUUUUCUCAACGCCUUUUCAGCCUUAUGUUUAUCAGAGCCAGCAAGAUGCAAUAACCCCUUUUCAGAUUUUAGGGGGUGAAGCUCAGGUGGUUCAGAUAAUGUUGAAGCCACAAGAAAAAAUCAUCGCAAAGCCUGGUUCCAUGUGCUUUAUGUCUGGAUCAGUUGAAAUGGAAAAUGCCUACCUUCCAGAAAAUGAAGUUGGCAUAUGGCAAUGGUUGUUUGGCAAAACUAUAACUAAUAUUGUUGUUCGCAAUUCUGGACCAAGUGAUGGAUUUGUUGGAAUUGCUGCGCCUUAUUUUGCAAGAAUUCUCCCGAUUGAUUUGGCAGUGUUUGAUGGAGAGAUUCUGUGUCAGCCUGAUGCAUUUUUGUGCUCGGUCAAUGAUGUGAAGGUCAGCAACACAGUUGAUCAGAGGGGACGUAAUAUUGUUGCUGGUGCUGAGGUAUUCUUGAGGCAGAAGCUAUCUGGUCGAGGGCUCGCAUUCAUACUAGGCGGUGGAUCUGUUGUACAGAAAAUUCUUGAGGUUGGUGAAGUUCUAGCUGUGGAUGUUUCUUGCAUUGUUGCUGUGACGAGUACAGUCGAUAUCCAAAUAAAAUAUAAUGGUCCCGCAAGAAGGACAAUGUUUGGGGGCGACAAUGCGGUAACAGCUCUUCUAACUGGACCAGGAAUCGUGUUCAUACAAAGUUUACCCUUUCCCCGUUUCUCUCAGCGAAUUGCUAGGGCGGUGACAUCCCCAAACAUGAGGGAAAAUCCAAAGUUUUUCAUACAGAUUGCCAUUUUCUUUUUCAUGGCAUAUGUUGUCAUUGUAUCUUCAUUAUUAUUGACAGAUGUAUGAAUUUCACUUUUUAUUUUCUGUUGUAGUUUUACUUUUACCCUGAUAAUUAUAGGUGCUCUGGAUUCCUCUGUUAAUAUCGGAUUUCUUCUUGGCAGAUCAUCUUUGCCAUAUUUUAAAAAUCUAAGUAGACCAAUCGAUUUGAACGACUUUACCGUUCUACGAUAAAUUAUUGGAUUGUUUUCAGAUUUUCAAUUAU
This is a messenger RNA of Cicer arietinum (chickpea), 1274 nucleotides long. RefSeq lists its product as uncharacterized. Lineage: Eukaryota; Viridiplantae; Streptophyta; Magnoliopsida; Fabales; Fabaceae. The record is from RefSeq and is a predicted model, not a curated record.